Salvia miltiorrhiza (redroot sage) is the source of this 2427-nucleotide messenger RNA. RefSeq names its product monocopper oxidase-like protein SKS1. Bases 369 to 2138 code for a protein of 589 amino acids. The transcript has 9 exons. Lineage: Eukaryota; Viridiplantae; Streptophyta; Magnoliopsida; Lamiales; Lamiaceae. The record is from RefSeq and is a predicted model, not a curated record. Gene Ontology annotation, molecular function: oxidoreductase activity; copper ion binding. Gene Ontology annotation, cellular component: plasma membrane.
CAAGAAGAAAGGGGUAAACCAGUAACUGGUAAGAAAGACGCAAAUCACGCCACCCAAUUCUUGAGCGAAAAAGACAGUAUUGUUUAAAUCGGGCAUGCCAGCAUUUAGGGCGAGACGAAAUCAAAGAAAAUCCAGCGCACCACCCAGCCGCUCACUCUCUCUCUCUCUCCCCCCCCCCCCCCCCCCUGUUUCCGUAGUGUUCCUAGAGGAAGUUGAAACACGCUCUUUGCAUUCUCUCUGUAUUUCUACAUUUGGUCUGUGUGAGAAAACAAACAGACGUCCAGUUUUGAGUGAGGAAGUAAACGGAUUCCGUUUCCCAGUUUUUCCUGUUUCAUUGCUAUAGCAAGUUUCUGUUGUCCAAAUCACCAAUGGGGACGUUCCGGUUACUGUAUUGGAUCUUCUUCGGUUUGCUGAUGAGAAUCGGUUUUUGUGCCGACCCGUUUGCUAACUUCGAAUUGGACUACUCUUACAUCACUGCUUCUCCAUUAGGUGUUCCUCAACAGGUAAUUGCUGUCAACGGGAAAUUCCCAGGCCCUGUUAUCAACGUCACAACUAAUUACAAUGUUGUGGUAAAUGUUAAGAACAAGUUAGAUGAGAAUCUCCUAGUCACAUGGUCUGGGAUUCAGAUGCGUCGAGCUUCAUGGCAGGAUGGGGUUCUGGGCACAAAUUGUCCCAUCCCGCCAAAGUGGAACUGGACCUACCAGUUCCAGGUGAAGGAUCAAAUUGGUAGCUUCUUUUACUUCCCAUCACUUAACAUGCAGAGGGCAUCGGGUGGAUUUGGCUCUUUGGUUAUCAUGAACCGCAAUAUUAUUUCUAUUCCUUUCAAUACUCCUGAUGGAGAUAUAGUUAUCAUGAUUGGUGAUUGGUACACACAAAACCAUACGGCUCUAAGGAAAGCCCUUGACAGUGGAAAAGAUUUAGGAAUGCCGGAUGGAGUUCUGAUUAAUGGAAAGGGACCAUACAGAUAUAAUACAUCUCUUGUUCCUGAUGGCAUUGAGCAUGAGACUAUUAAUGUUGAUCCUGGUAAAACAUAUCGUAUUAGGGUCCACAAUGUUGGGGUGUCUACUAGCCUGAAUUUUCGCAUUCAGAACCAUAAUUUGCUUCUGGCAGAAACAGAGGGUUAUUACACAUCUCAGCAGAACUAUACCAGCUUGGAUAUCCAUGUUGGGCAGUCUUACUCUUUCCUGGUUACCAUGGAUCAGAAUGCAAGCAGCGAUUACUAUAUUGUUGCCAGUGCGAGAUUUGUAAAUGAGACACUCUGGCAAAGAGUUACUGGUGUUGCUGUUUUGCAUUAUUCAAACUCAAAAGGAAAGGCUGCUGGUCCACUUCCAGACCCUCCGAAUGACGUUUAUGACAAAUCAUAUUCACUCAACCAGGCUAUGUCUAUAAGGCAAAACAUUUCUGCUAGUGGAGCUCGUCCUAAUCCACAGGGUUCUUUUCACUAUGGUUCAAUCAACGUGACUGAUGUGUAUAUUCUCAAGAGUCUUCCACCAGUGAUGGUUAAUGGGAAACUACGAGCAACAUACAAUGGGAUAUCAUUUGUUAAUCCUGAUACCCCUAUACGGCUCGCUGAUGUGUACAAGGUGAAGGGAGACUAUAAGCUAGAUUUUCCUAACAAACCGCUGAAUAGGCCAGCAAUCAUGGACAGAUCUAUCAUCAAUGCUACAUACAAGGGAUUCAUAGAAAUCAUACUGCAGAAUAACGAUACAAUUGUUCAGACAUUUCACGCGGAUGGAUAUUCAUUUUUUGUUGUUGGGAUGGGCUAUGGUGAUUGGACUGAAAACAAUAGGGGUUCAUACAACAAAUGGGACGCAAUAUCUCGCUCUACUGUCCAGGUUUUUGCUGGAGGAUGGACUGCAGUCUUUGUGUCGCUUGAUAAUGUUGGUGUCUGGAACCUUAGGACCGACAACCUCGAUAGGUGGUAUCUUGGCCAAGAGACUUACAUGAGAAUCAUCAACCCUGAAGAUUCUAGCAACAAAACAGAAUUGCCAGUUCCUGAUAAUGCUCUCUUCUGUGGUGCCCUCAGCCACAUGCAAAAACCUCAGAAAGCUUCUUCAGCAACCACAUUGCAUGUACGACGCUUGCAGCUCUAUCUUCUGCUUGCGAUUAUUCCUACACUAUUUUCCAUUUUGCGCUAAGCUUUGCAAACGAUGGAAAUGGAUCGAUCGGCGCACUUGGAUGUGGUGUGGUAAAUGUUGUUGUUGGAAGUGUGGACAGAAUCGUUUUGUUUUCAUUAAUUUUUACAAUCAAUAUUUGAUAUACCCCUUUGUCUUGUAAGAUUAGCAAUUGUCAAAUUGUCCAAAGCAUUUAGUGUCCUCAUUUUUAGGUCAUUAACAUUGUCGAAGAUGUACCAUUCUUAAGCCCUCCCACCCUCUCUAAUUCUAACUUUGUUCUUUUGGCAAUUGUUAUUAAUUUUUUGGUGGGGCA